CAAGCUUUGAGUCAAAACUGAAAAUAUAAUCAGUAUUAUACGAGGGUAGAUGUUUGUGCUAUGUAUGGUAAAAAUGCUGCUCGCUGUGGUCCGAUAUAUUUAAGCUGUUAUCAAAGAUAAUUACUGAAAAAUUAUAGUAUGUCAUUUCAUAGCACGAUUUAUUUUGAUCCAAAGAAAACAGAACCGCUGUGGUUGCGUGUUACUUGUUUAUCAGCGUUGUUUGCAUUCCUUCCUGCGAUUUCAUCCGUGGAACUGGAAAAUGGCACAUCAGCAGGAUUGUACAUUGAUCUGGAAUACGGGUGUAACAACACGAUCGUAUUACCAUGCCUUUCCGGCAUGAGACAUCUUCACCGGGGUUACGGCGGUACGCUGCGAUAUCGGGAAAUCCCACAGGCUUCCUGCCAAGUAACGGUCACGGCUGUCGUCUGCGAUGGUUCGCCGAUGGCGUCGAGAUUCAGUUUGUACUUUAACAUACGAGAGGCAGUGUUGCUUGCAAAUGACCGCGUGGAGAUUUACCAGCUGUUUGCACCUUCAACAGCAGUCUUGCUAAAGGCUAUUUAUCAUGGUACCAGUAUAUAUCUCACGCGAAGAUCCAUCGCUCAAGCACAGACCAGUUUCGUCGCCGGUAGCAUGCAACUGCGCUUUGAUCUGGUUCGAAGUGCCGGAAACCCCGACCGUCGGCAUCACGUGGACAUCGAGUACACUGUCGUGACCGGUAAUCGUACAUCAUCAUUCGGCUGCGAGUUACAGCUGCUGCAGUACCGGGUGGCUGGACAAAAUGGCAGUCUCCAGUUUUGGACAUGGAGAGAUCAGCUUGCCCGAACAGAUACGAACCAAGCCAGUAUUGGACCAAUCCAGCGAGCCAUGUGGAUCAACGUGGAUGCGCCAGUAAGUCCGCCAUACUCAACAGGUAAACAAGAAGCAUUCCUUGAUGACUUUAUCGGGCACGACUUAAACUACUCAAUAUGGAAUAUCCGAGAAACGAGUGAAGUGGACAAAGUACAAGUAGACACGGUGGCGAAAAACGUUGGGGUAGCGUACGGUUAUUUGUAUAUGCGAGCAACAGCCGUCUACCGCGUCAGUCAUAUUAGCACCGGGGACAAACGCAGUUUUCUCUACGAGGAAGUGGAAAUACGCGCCAAAUUCCCGUCUUCCAGCACGUUACCUGUUCACGCCAUGAUGCGAUUGGUCCGUCGCGAGUGCCAGUUCGACUUUUCGGGGGCGUGCCAAUCCGGAGCCAUCACCAUAGUUGACUAUUACAGCAGGUCUCCUUUCACCGUCUUAGUUGCGACGGAUAAUGGAGAGUACGUCAAGGAAAACUACAUUAGCAAGGCCAAUUUAUCCGCGGAUUUUCAUGUAUACAAGAUGAACUGGAAGCCGAAUUUGAUUGUGAUUUGUGUGGUAUAUCGACAAUAA
Messenger RNA from Paramacrobiotus metropolitanus, 1416 nucleotides. RefSeq lists its product as uncharacterized. Lineage: Eukaryota; Metazoa; Tardigrada; Eutardigrada; Parachela; Macrobiotidae. The record is from RefSeq and is a predicted model, not a curated record. The coding region runs from base 139 to 1416 and encodes 425 amino acids. The transcript has 5 exons. Gene Ontology annotation, biological process: carbohydrate metabolic process. Gene Ontology annotation, molecular function: hydrolase activity, hydrolyzing O-glycosyl compounds.